UUAAAAAAAAACAAUAGGUUUUGUGUAUUCUAGAAAGGUGUAAAUGUUAACUCAAGUUGUAUUUAUCUCUCUAAUAUGUGCAGGUGUUGACAGUGUCACCCUCACCAUCAACAACUACAGAUAUGAAUGCAAUGACUGUCUAAAGACUGGACACCCGCAGGUCACUGUCUACGGUCAGGCCUUGACCUCAGAGGUCAGCACCGACCAGGUUGGGUGCCAAGCCCUGUAUGCAGACGUGUGCACGGACGUCAACUGCUCACGGGAGCAGUCUUGGUCGUGGAUCUGCAUGUACAGUGGGAUGUGCGGUAAAAUAGACUGCUCCAAGGAUGCCGUCAACUCACACAGCUACGAGUCCAGCCACACCCACCUGUGUCAAUGCCGGACAGAGUUAGACGUUGACCACCGCCUCAGGGUCACCUUUGAACUGGACGUCUCCAUGCUGCAGGUGAUGCGGUUCCGGUUCCGGUGGGCGGAUACAGAGAACCAGGCACCGUUGGCCGUUAGUCCUGUGGUGGAGUUAGCUAUUGUCAAAGUUUGGAUGGAGUUUGAACCCUCUGUUGUUGAGGCGCCCUACCUGAUCAUCCACGGCCACUUCCCGAGCUGCUACCAAUGUAUUGUCUUGGAGCGGGACCCCGUUGUCUUGUAUUGGUCGGCUGUCUACGGUCCUGAUUACUGGUGGCAGGCCAGGACCGGCCUCUGCUACGGGGUCUACCUCGACGUCUGCUACGCUGAUGACGUCAUGGACUGUGAGAAUGGGCGCGAGUCGUGGUAUGAGAAAUGCGCCUACAAUUUUGACUGUAAUAAAGUGAGAUGCGGAGUCACUGAGCUGGCGUCACUACCAGACUCCCCGUGUCUGUGCAUGAACGACGCCCAGUACCACCAGCUGUACAUCUACCUGAACGGCACCAAGGAAGUGGCCAGGAACAUGCAUUACAGACUGAGGUGGACCGAGAAGUCGGCGACUGAUGUGGCAGCCGGCAGCAUCGCUUUUAGUAAUGUCGUCAGCAUUAAGGAAUUGUACGACUUUGGCCACUUGGUGGAUACUUUCUCUCAACUGACCACGACGUCAUUUGAUAUCCCCGGCACAUCCCCUAUAGAGCUGUCACUGAUCGGUUACCAUAACAACUGCACCGGGUGUAUCGAGUUUGGCAGAUCUGUCAUCCACCUGUUCUGGCAACUCCAGUCUAAGGACAUCUCCUUCCGACACCGACAAAACGGAUGUUUCACGAUCUACGCCGAAAAGUGCUUUAGCUGUAGCCCCAAGAAGAUCGAUUGGGAACAGGUGUGCACUUUCGCCUCUAUCUGCAACAACCUCCGCUGCAGCCUUGAAUUCACCAAGCAGGUGAAGAGCCACACCUGCCAGUGCGUGUACCAGAUCUACGAGCAGACGGAGCUGCUGAUCCUGUCCUUCCCCUCCAACAGAGAAGACUUCCAGUACAGCUACAGAAUUAAAGGCGUGCUCAGCACUGACCUCAGCUAUCCUGAAGCCACUGUUGUCUACAGUAAUACAUUUCAGUUGUUGGAGAUAGCGAAAAAUGGCCAUUUAACAGAAGACUUGCUAGGGAGUAUUAUCAAUUCCAAUACCUCCCCAUACCCAGGGGAAAAGGAGGAGGCUUUCACCCUUCAUCCACUCCGUAAAUCGGCCUUUAAUUGCUGUGUGUAA
Molecule: messenger RNA, 1663 nt
Organism: Physella acuta
Lineage: Eukaryota; Metazoa; Mollusca; Gastropoda; Physidae
Source: RefSeq, a predicted model, not a curated record